Molecule: messenger RNA, 615 nt
Organism: Bolinopsis microptera
Lineage: Eukaryota; Metazoa; Ctenophora; Tentaculata; Lobata; Bolinopsidae
Exons: 3
Coding region: 1-615 (204 amino acids)
Source: RefSeq, a predicted model, not a curated record
AUGUGUAAUCUCUCCCUCACUCUCCUCUUCCUCCCUCACUCUCUCUUCUCCUCCAGCUCUCCCUCACUCUCUCUUUCUCCCUCCAGCUCUCCCUCACUCUCUCUUUCUCCCUCCAGCUCUCCCUCACUCUCUCUUUCUCCCUCACUCUCUCUUUCUCCCUCCACUCUCCCUCACUCUCUCUUUCUCCCUCCCUCCAGCUCUCCCUCACUCUCUCUUUAUCCCUCCAGCUCUCCCUCACUCUCUCUUUCUCCCUCCAGCUCUCCCUCACUCUCUCUUUCUCCCUCCAGCUCUCCCUCACUCUCUCUUUCUCCCUCCAGCUCUCCCUCACUCUCUCUUUCUCCCUCCAGCUCUCCCUCACUCUCUCUUUCUCCCUCCAGCUCUCCCUCACUCUCUCUUUCUCCCUCACUCUCUCUUUCUCCCUCACUCUCUCUUUCUCCCUCACUCUCUCUUUCUCCCUCCAGCUCUCCCUCACUCUCUCUUUAUCCCUCCAGCUCUCCCUCACUCUCUCUUUCUCCCUCCCCGGCCUGGCUCCCUAUUUUUCUACCUCCCCCUCUUUCUCCCUCCCUCUUUCUUUCUCUCGGACUAAACAAAAUUCCUGGGAAAACAGGCUCCUAA